This is a messenger RNA of Gopherus evgoodei (Goodes thornscrub tortoise), 5405 nucleotides long. RefSeq names its product methyltransferase like 22 (gene METTL22). NCBI's taxonomy places the organism in Eukaryota, Metazoa, Chordata, Testudines, Testudinidae. The coding region runs from base 968 to 2194 and encodes 408 amino acids. Gene Ontology annotation, biological process: protein methylation. The record is from RefSeq and is a predicted model, not a curated record. Gene Ontology annotation, molecular function: protein methyltransferase activity. Gene Ontology annotation, cellular component: nucleus. The transcript has 11 exons.
GCGGGAGCCGCAGCUGCGGUGGGACGUGCUGUCAGCCAGAGCCCGGCGCGGCUUUGUUUCUGGCAGGCGCAGCCCGCCCCGCGCUGCAGGGAAGGGAAGCGGAGUCCCUGAAACAAGGGUUCUUCGCCACCUGUGGCAGCCCGGCGUGUUUUGUUUGGUUAAGUACGAGUGUUUUGGAGAAAGAAGUCAGUUAGCAACCCCCUCCCCAACCCCAGUCAGUUGGGGAAGAGACGCAGAAUUGGGGUUUCUCCUUUCUGUACGGCUGUGGGGAGAACAAAAUGUCCCAUGCCGGCUUGAAUUGUCAUCAAGAAGCAGUGGGGUAGAGGGAGAGGAGGCACGAGUCCAAUUUUUUCUUUACAGCUUGUCUUUACGACUUGCCACCUGCUUCUUUGAAAUAGCAUCUUGCUUCCUUGCCUGAAACAUUGAGAAGCCCGUCAGUGGGGAAGGCCCAAAAUACAGCAAUUGCAUCCAAGUUGUGAAGUGUAGCUUGUAGCUGUCCUUAAAGGUCUUGUCUUUGCUAGGGAAUUUUACACCCCCCUCCAGAAUAAAAAUAAAGCAAUCAUUCUAUUUUCAUUUUACUACUGUAUUUUGAAAUUAAGGAGUUUUUCUGCUAAUGUGAAACAAAAUAUUUAGUUACCAAUUCUGGUCAUUUUUAUUUGUCUAGUAAGUUUAUUUGUGGUAGUAAGUAUUCAGACAGAAAUUGUCUUUCAUGUUCAUUAAUUAAACAGUGGUUCAUGGGAUUUUUUUUUUGAGUGGGCUAACUUUUUAUUUUAUUUACAAAGUAUACAGCCUGCGAAAUACUGCUUAUCACAAACAAGUGAUAAUGUUUCUUACUCCUGCCUGCAUUUAUCUAGUAUUCAUAAGGCUUACACUCUAGUUUGUGUCCUUGGACAAGACUCAGCACAUGGCCUGUGUAUUAAAAAUCCCCAGAAUAAGAAUGAGUUAAAAUGAACGUGAUACAGAUGAAAUGAGAUGUCCCCAGCAUACCAUGGUAGAUGUGGCAAAGGAAGAGACUAUGGAUGACAUCACAUAUAGAAGCAACACUGUACUUUCUGAUGUUCAUCUGCACAUCCCAAGCAAAAGACAUCUCAUGGUGCGGUUGAAUACUGUUGGACAGCCAGUAUUUCUGUCACAAUUUCAGCUUCUUUUGAACAAAAAUAAUUGGGAGUCUGAGACAGAAAAUGAAAAAGAACUUACAACAGAAAAUACGGGAUACCAAACCAGAGGUGGGAAGGAAUUGUGUGACAAAGGUAGUAAUGAUCUAGAUUUUCUCAACAAAAAUGGAAGAGAAGCAAACAAUUUUAAAGGGAUAGAAGCUCUGCUGGAUGAUGAUGGGGAUCUGGAAGUGGUCAGAAGACCUCGAUAUGUGUCUGAUCCAGAAGUGGAGGAUCUUUCGAGGGACAAAGUAUAUCCCAUAAUUCUGAUGAAAGGAGGAGAAGGUAUUUUUGAAGAUGCAAAGCAAGAAAGUACCUACAAUAAUAUUAUUAAAAUAGAGCAUACAAUGGCAACACCAUUGGAAGAUGUUGGUAAACAAGUCUGGCGAGGAGCCUUUCUUCUUGCAGAUUAUAUCUUGUUCAAACGGGAUAUGUUCAGAUGUUGCACGGUACUAGAGCUUGGAGGAGGCACUGGAAUUACAAGCAUUGUCAUGGCCAUGGUUGCUAAGACUGUAUACUGCACAGAUGUUGGUGAAGAUCUUCUCUCUAUGUGUGAGCAAAAUGUAACAUUAAACAAACAUCUUACAGAGCCAGCAGGAGGUGAAGUUAAGGUAAAAGAGCUGGACUGGCUGAAAGAUGAGUUCUGUACAGACCCUGAAGCUCCCUACAGUUGGUCUGAAGCAGAGAUUGCUGAUUUGCAUGACCACACCACGGUGAUACUGGCAGCUGAUGUUUUUUAUGAUGAUGACUUAACAGAUGCUUUAUUCAAAACACUGUACAAAAUCACCCACAACUUGAAAAACUCUUGUACAAUUUACUUAUCAAUAGAAAAGAGGCUGAACUUCACCUUAAGACAUAUGGACAUUACAUGUGAAGCUUACAAUCAUUUUCGAAAUACUUUGAAUGAUCUGGAAAACUUACAAGAUAGCAAAAUGAAAUAUACUUCUGAGCCCAUUAAGCUUGGUUUCUGCCAAUUUCUCGUUUAUGAACGGAUUGAGCAGUUGGAGCUAUGGAAGAUCAUUGCUGAACCACUUAUGUGACCUCUUUCACAUAAGAUAGCUGAAAACCUUGACGCAGAAAAUUAAUGCUAUUCUACAAAUAAAACAGUUGAGAGUUUUUUCCAGAAGAUGUGUUCCCAAUGGAACCAUAAGGCAUGAAACUGAAUUUGAUGCAGAUUUGCCUUAAAUUAAUUAAAUAUAUCUUGUAUCACUUAGAGGAUGAUUUCUUUAUAGUUUAAUUUAUAUGAUGCUGUUUUUAAAUUGCUUCUCAUAGUACAGAUCUGAAAACUGCUUUUAACUACUUCUGUCAACUUUGUGAUGGAUCCACAGAUAACUGGCUGUCUAAUAGUAGUGAUAAGGUGUCUCUACUCCUGGGACCAGUAAUUUUUUUUCCUAUGACUUUGUCCCUGUACCCUAAUAACCACCUAUCCAACCUCUUUCCAUGUUACAGAAGUGUCAGUCUCAUACACUUAUAUUUAUAUCUAAUAAUCAGUAAACUCAGUCAGACCCAGAUUCUAAUUCCAUACCAUGUUGAUAUUAUAGACUCUUGUGGAGUGAUCUGCAAUAGGCCAAACUGCUUUUCACCAGGUGGUGUUUCCUCAGUUCAGAGCGAUCUAUUUUUAAAACUUUGGAAUGAACUAUGAAAAUGGAGGACUACCUUUACCUUUUCCCCUACAUGGACCUUUUUAGUGUAGAGGCCAGGAUUUCAACUGACGCACAGAGUUCAGCCUUCAGGUUUUGUAUGCCUCCCUCUGGAGCAAUCCUGCUCACAUCUUAUGCUGUUCAAUCCCUGCUAAGCUGAGGGUGGCAUGAAUUGUCCACCCUCUUUCAGUCCAUGGAAUUCUAGCCUCACAACAUACCUGUGGGUGGGUGAGAUUAUAGGAGAAGGAGGAAGUUAAUGCCAUUGAGCCUCUUUUGCAUUGCCCACUCACACAUUCUUGGACCUCGGCUAUUAAAUAAAAGUAAGGUUUGUUGAUCACAGCUCUCCUGGUUAAUAAAAACACCCCUCACAAUAUAUGUUUAUAUUUCUGCCAUAAUUUUUUUUGGGUGGAGGUAAUCCAUCAUGGUCGCCCACUUCCCCACACCUGCAGUCAUGGGAACUCUUCCUCCUGCUGAAGAGCUCUAGACUUCUUCUCUAGAGUCGUUUUUAGUGGGUUAAAGUGCUGCAUGCUGCUCCCAGUGUCUGAACGUGCUGCUUCCAUAGUUCUUCCAGCCCAGAGAGCUGUGAUCUUCCAUGUAGUAAUGUGUUGCACUUUAUACUAGAUUGCCAAACAAGGCCUCUAGUAGUAGUUUUAAAAGAGGGUUUAUGCUUGAUUUGGUUCAUUCUUCUAGGGAAUUAAUUACUGCUUUUCUCUUUACAUGCAUGAGGAUAUUAUUUCUAUGUGAUGUUCUUAGUUGGGUUAAAAGAGUUUUGUGGGAGGGUUUUGUUGGUGGUUUUGUUUGUUUUUGGUUAGAAGCACUUUAGAUAGCACAGUUGAUCCAUUAACCAUAUGGUUUAAUAUAUCCUUGACUAGAUUUGUGUAGCACAUCAGUCUGUGAAAACCCUUAUUUAACCAUCUUAAAACACUUGGGUAAUUAUUUUGUAAUGAUGAUCUUAGUCCAGGUGUAGUUCAUUAUACCAGAUAGGUGCAUUGAUCAGAGAGGCUACAUAUUGUAUCUUGGAUAAUAUGUGGUAAGACUGACUUCAAGAGCCCAGAACCUCCCAUUUGGGCAUCUAAAGAAGUGGCCAGCUCUUUAAAACUGCAUCAUGCCCAGCAGUAGACAAGCUGCUGCCAGGUGCUGAGCAGUGUUAGAAGUCUGGCCACUUCAUGUAGGUACCCAAGUUGGAGUUGAGCUGUUUGUGUUGAUCACUUUUAGGGGAAAAACUUGUAUUUAAUUUUAUGAAGUACAUUGACAAUUUAAUAGGUGUGCUGAAAUGUGCCUUACAGCAUUUAUCUAAUAUAUCAAAACUCUACAGUUUUUGCAUUUUUAAAAGUGAUAUUAACACAGCAAACGAGCAAUUGUUUCAUAUUUCUUAGCUUGCUGUAUAAUGUCAAUAAAUUGCUGCCAAAGAAGUUUCAGCCAGAAACAAACUUUUACAACCAAGUUAUAAGGUUUAGAAAAUAUGGAGAUCUUGGGUCAGUGGUGACUGCUGAAAGGAAGUGCAGCCUUUGCAGUUGUGGAAUGUGCUUUUUGCAAAACUGUUUUGCUGCGUAAUUAAUGUGGCGAAAGGCUUUUGUUCUUGGGCAAAUACUAAAGCCAUGAUUUUACUUUGAAAAUUAAUUUGUGUUUUGAAAGUGUGGUGUAACAAGAAAAAUGAAACAGCACCUUUAUGUGGAAAAGUUGUGUGUGCUUAAGGGAGGGUUUUUACUAUUUCUGUGCAGAUUUUUUACUUUCAGAGAAGCUUGAAAAGGCCACCCAACCACCAGCAGAAGGAAACUUUGGAUCAUACAGGUAGUGACGUAGAUGUAUUCACUUUUUUUAACAUAACUGGUUCUGAUUAGAUCUAAAUGGAGUAUUGCAUACUGAGAUCCAUUGUAUGAGGGAAAGUGAAAGCCAGUUAUGUUUAAAAUAAAAGAGAGGGUGGUAUUUAUUCACUUAAAAUAAAUAAUUUUGUAGGUAAUCAAAGGUAAUUCUUUUCUCUCUCUGGAAUGUUUAAGUUUGGCUAUACUUUAAAAGUGAUGCUGUUUUUUUUAAAAAUAUUGGUUACGUUUUUGGACUAAUGACUUUCAUUUAGAGUUGCUCCCAUUAUGAUUAAAAAUGGCUGUGGCUGCAGUUUCAGUUGAAGUCCUGCUGUGUUGCUCCUUAUCACCAGUAACAGAUUCUGCAACCAAAAAUGGGUAACAGCUCUGAGGGUGCAAAAGCCAGAAAGGGAACUUUCGCUCUCAUCAAUGUACUUAGUUGUCCAGUACUAGCAUAUAAAAAAAGGAAAAACCUAUGCCAGAAAGUUAGGCAGGUAUUACUCAGCAUAUCUAGAGUAAAAGUUUUGAGUAAGAAUGUGCAGUGCUUACAUAGCCAUGUUUCUGACCAUAACACCACUUUUUAAGUAGUACUAAUACCAUGUGAUCUUACUGAGGACUUACUAUGCACAUUUCAGCCUAAAGCAAUUUAAUUUGUUCUAUUGAGAGCAACAAAACCAAAAGUUUGUACAAAACUGUAUAUACGAGUGAUGCAUCCAUAAAUUUAGUUUUCACCUUCUCUAAUUUGACUUCCAUUGUAUAUUUGGCAAAUGAUAUUUUUUCCUAAUAAAGCAUGAUUUAGAAAAUGCUACUAA